GCGCUUCCACAUUCAGUUGAACAGAAGGGAAGUCUGGAGACAGACAGCGAGUGUGCCCCGUCUCCCUCAUAGAUCAUUUCCACAGAUUUAUCUUGUUUCUGCACAGAGACAACUGAUGCUUCAAUGAACACGCGAUUUAAUUACCUGCCUUUGGAUGAAGUUGGAGUUUUCUUCUUGCAAAACAAACACAAUGUGACCAUGUUGAGUCAGUGACUGUGUUAUCCUUGUCCGAUUUCGGAGUACCUUUUAUUGAUCCAGGGAAGACGGACUUAAGAAUGGGCAAACUACAGUCAAAACAUGCGUGUAAGCGCAGAGAGAACCCUGAAGGAGACAGUUUUGUUGUGAACGCCUUCCUCCGGAGAGGGAUGGAGGAAUGUGAGAGGUACAGCGCGACGGAUCACAAGCUGAAGAACAUGCAGGAGUUUCCCAGGGGUGAGCUAAAGGAAGGACAAUUCACAGAUCAACACUGUCCCCUAGAGGUGGUUCUUCCUCCAGAGAAGGCGGAGGGCUGUGAAAACUAUUUGCAGUACCUGCACUCAGAGGACGGAGAGCGGGAGAUACUUAGAGAUGCAACCAAAGCUCCCGGGAAGAAGCGCAUCAGUCUGGAUGACUUGGAGUGUGACGUUUCUGUGGAGGAUGACAACCGUCAGGAGUGGAUCUUCACUCUUUAUGACUUUGACAACAGUGGGAAAGUUACAAAAGAGGACAUGUCCAGUCUGAUGCACACCAUCUAUGAUGUGGUAGAUGCCUCUGUGAAUCACUCCUGCCAUAAUAAGAGCAAGACUCUGCGUGUCAAACUGACCGUCACUCCGGAGCCCAGGUACCACAGAAGAGAAACCGGCACAGAUCGCUGUCACCAGGAAGAAGGGCGUUCAGCUGACAAGCGGCUGUCCUCCCACAUCAGCAGCAGAGGGCAGAGCAACGAGGCUCCGGCCACUGAUGGUCAGCAUUACUGUGUGGAUGAGAACACAGAGAGGAGGAAUCACUACCUGGACCUGGCUGGUAUAGAGAACUACACCUCCAGAUUUGAAGGAGCUACCCCUGCCUACCCUCCCCAGGAGGCCUACGGUCGGAGCUCCCAGAGCCAGAGCCGCUCACGCUCCCAGGAGCCAGAAACCCAAGUUGUUCACCAGCGCCGCUCACAGGUCAUCAGCGAUAGCUACAACCCUACAGAGUCUCGAAGCAAGGGCACACAGUUCCUCAAAUCCCCCAAAGGAACCUACAAGGGAAGUGGAGGGAAUAACGGGGGCAGCGGAGGGGGCAAAUCCACUAAAUGUCAUGGCUACCACCCGCCUCUUCAAACCAUGCUGCACAGUGGCAGCGCAGCAGGACACGGGGGUCAGGAUGUGUACCACUUGCCACACCAAGCCCAAUCCCACAGCCACCACCAGCAUCCUUUGCAAUACAGUCACAGCAAACGCCUUAGGGCAAAAGCCAGAGAAGCCAUGUCCCCAUCCAAAACCCCACUGUCCCCUCAGUCCCACCCCCAGCAGCAACCCCCUGUCCCCACUGUACUGCCAAGUCUGGAGAGAGAGCAGUCGUCUGUUCCACCUGGGACCCCAGGGUUUGUGGUUCCUGUGGUCCAGCGUCACGAGCACCACCAUCACCAUGAACACCACCAUCACCACCACUACCAUCAUUACCAUCAGACAUGACCGCGUUCAGUGUGCAGUGACUGAAACUGUACAGGACCAACCACAAUCAACCACACCAGUCUGAAGGACUUAACAUCAUCUCAUGCUCUGUCCAGGAUCUUUUUAUUCUCCUCUCACAAGCUAUACAGAUAUAUCCUGAGAUAAGAUGUAUUGAGGAAUUGUGUAGUGUGAUGGCAGAUGAUAAUUGGACCGGAAAGGUGUUUUUCUGAAGUUAUUGUGUAAUAACAAAAGAUGUGUGGCACGGUUUUGAAGUUUUUGUAGAUUUUCUGCUGGGACUGCUGCGUUCGUUACCCACGUUCAAUAAGGGUACAGAUGCCAGAAAGGAACAGAUCAGAGGACUUUUGAGGUGACAUCCUCUCCCUCCUGAUGCUGUAGGUUGAAGUCCCUGGAAGCUAGAAGUCAGAGUAGGUGUGUUGUUCUGUGUGAGACCUUUCCAAAACAUGGAUCUCAGGUGUAAAGGUGCUGCUGCUCUCAAGUUCUUCACAGAGGCUUCUUCCUCUGGGAGGCCUGAUGUGGACUGAGGGGUUUCCUGUUUGGGGGGGGGGGGGUAUGGAAUCACCACUGCCAGUUUUAAUGCAAAAAAUAUCUCGCUAUAUGUAUAAAAAAUUUAUAUAUGUAAACACAUUUUACUGUAUAAUUAUUAUACUGUAUAUGCAUAUUUCAUCAUGGAUAUAAUUAUGCAUAUAUGUAUUUUGUCUUUUAUAUAUUUUAAUAAACGUUAUAUAGUUCAGUUAUAUGAUUGCAGCAACAGUUUGUUUAUUUCUGCACAUAACACACUUGAUUAUGGUGUGUCUGCUGCCAGCAGCACAAAACCACUCAGUAUGAUGUUAUUUGUUGAGACUUUAACAUUAAAUUACCUAAAUGUGA
Siniperca chuatsi (mandarin fish) is the source of this 2522-nucleotide messenger RNA. It is a transcript of the gene nkd2b, whose product is annotated as NKD inhibitor of WNT signaling pathway 2b. The transcript has 10 exons. Bases 276 to 1655 code for a protein of 459 amino acids. The record is from RefSeq and is a predicted model, not a curated record. Gene Ontology annotation, cellular component: cytoplasm. Gene Ontology annotation, biological process: negative regulation of Wnt signaling pathway. Lineage: Eukaryota; Metazoa; Chordata; Actinopteri; Centrarchiformes; Sinipercidae. Gene Ontology annotation, molecular function: calcium ion binding.